Molecule: messenger RNA, 5655 nt
Organism: Cricetulus griseus (Chinese hamster)
Lineage: Eukaryota; Metazoa; Chordata; Mammalia; Rodentia; Cricetidae
Source: RefSeq, a predicted model, not a curated record
GGAGCGCCGUUAGUUAGGGGGUGCCGCCAUUGCCGCCCCGUUUGAGUCCCGAGUAGCUGCCGGGAGGCCGCUGAGUGAUUGUCCCGGCUGCUCGCGCCGCCUGCUCCCGCAGGCCCUUUGGGAAGGACACCUGCGCACGCCCGGCGCGGAAAAUGGAGCCUGUGACCUUUGAGGAUGUGGCUGUGAACUUCACCCUAGGAGAGUGGGCUUUGUUGGAUUCUUAUCAAAAGGAGCUCUACAGAGAUGUGAUGAAGGAAACCUUUAGCAACCUUAUCUCCAUAGGGAGAACUGAAGAAGAAAAUAUUGGAGAGGAUUACCAAAAUAUUAGGAGAAAUCUGAGCACUCAUGUGAUUAAAGGAUUUUAUGAAUUUCAACAUGGCAUUCAAUAUGGAGAAGCCCACCAACAGAUUCGAGAGCAUAUUGUUAAUGAGUGCAUGCCUCCUGGGAUAGUAGUAUAUGAAAACAGUGUGUGUGAAAAUGAUGCCAUUGGUCUUUCACAGUCAGCUAUGCACCUCAGAGGUCCAACUGUAGAGAAACCAUAUGAGUACCAGGAAUGUAUGGAAAAGCCUUUUAAACAUAAAUUUUGGAAAAAUUUUACAUAUUCUGAGUCCUUUCUUACCCUUGAGAAUCCUUCCAGAAAGAACCCCUAUGAAAACAAUCUAUCUAAUGAACAUUGUAGGAGUCUCAUUUCUGAACAAGAUUAUGACACGGCUCAUAGUGGAGAUAAUCUCCAUGAAUAUAAGCAGUUUGAAACAGCUCUUACGGCAUGUAGUUAUGUUCAGUCAUUUGAUAAGCCCCAAACUGGAGAAAAACCAUUUGUGUGUAAGCAGUGUGGAGAAGCCUUCAUUAAUUCCAGUCACCUUAUCAAACAUCAUAAAAUUCAUACUAGAGAGAAGACUUUUGCAUGUAAGUAUUGUGGGAAAGCUUUCAUCCAUCCAAGGGCCUGUUACAAUCAUGAACGAACUCACACUGGAGACAGACCUUAUGUAUGCAAGCAAUGUGGGAAAGCAUGUAUUCAUUCUUACCACCUUCUGCAACAUGAGAGAAGUCACACCAGAGAAAAACUUUAUGCAUGUAAGCAGUGUGGGAAAGUAUUUGGACGUUCUUCAUACCUUCGUAAACAUGAAAGAAUUCACACUGGAGAGAAACCUUAUUUAUGUAAGCAUUGUGGGAAAGCCUUCAGUGAUCCCACAACCCGGAACAAUCAUGAAAGAACUCACACUGGAGAGAAACACUAUGUUUGUAAACAGUGUGGGAAAGCCUUCAUUCGUUCCUCUCAGCUUCUGAUCCAUGAAAGAAUUCACACUGGAGAGAAGCCUUACUCAUGUAAACAUUGUGGGAAAGCCUUCACCUAUUCCAGUGCCUGUUAUAUUCAUGAAAGAAUUCACACUGGAGAGAAACCCUAUGUUUGUAAGCAGUGUGGAAAAGCAUUUACAUGUUCCACAUACCUCCACAAACAUGAAAGGAUUCAUACUGGAGAGAAACCUUAUUCAUGCAAGCAAUGUGGGAAAGCUUUCAUCCAACAUAGGGCUUGUUACAAUCAUGAAAGAAUUCAUACUGGAGAGAAACCAUAUGUAUGUGUGCAAUGUGGGCAUGCAUUCACUUUUUCAAAGUCCCUUCAAAUCCAUGAAAGAAACCACACUGGAGAGAAACCAUAUGUAUGUAAGCAAUGUGGGAAAGCCUUCACAUGUUCUACAUAUCUUCACCAACAUGAAAGAACUCACAAUGAAAAGAAAUCCAGUGGAUAGAAGUUAUACCAAUGUAAAUCAUACAAGAGUCUUUAUAGCCAGCUUGAUAUUAUUGCAAGGAAUGAAAAGUUUGGAGAAAAUACAAGAGAAUAUGAGACCAGCAGUUGUGUAAUUUUACUUACAUAUGCAAGUGUACAUAGGAUAAAACCGUUUGUUGUACCAGGCUUGUUGGUGCAUGCCUUUUAUUCCAACACUAGGGCAGUGGAGGUUUAGAUGAUUGCAGCAUUGAGUAAACCUUAGGCUACAUAGUGGGUUUAACUCUGCUUGGGAGAUUUGAGGAGAGCCACUUCUAACCAAAUAAAAUUGUCAUUGUAAAAAAAUAAAUGAAAAUUAUAUGUUUCAAAUAAGAGUCAUUAAUUUUUCUCAUGUGGUUGAUUAUUGUAUAAGCAAGAAACAUGAACUGGAAGCAUUUUUUAUAGAAUAUUACUGAGAACCUGAAAUAUACUAAGAAUUUUAAUAAAUAUUUUAAUUUUUGUUCCAUUCUCAUACAUAUACAAGAUCUCUUGACUUAAAAAGCUUUUAAAGUGUGGUUUGGCAAGUAAAAUAAUUUUAACAUUAUUUCACCUGCCUGUUUUCCUCAAUGACUGGAAAUCAGGGACAGGACAAGAACUUUAGCCCACAGCUGAAAACCGCUAGGACACGCAGCAAGGAACAGCAAUAGCAACUGGAUAAAGAAACUACUUGAAUUCUGGUGAUAAAAGUAUGUUUGGUAAAUCAUUAAAAUUCAAUUUAAUGGCUGUUUUUACAUCAAGUAAUAUAGUUUCCUUUGGUAGUAAGCUGUAUUGGGUUUGUUAAAUUCAGAUGCAUUUAUAAUCAUCCAGUAUGCUUAAUUUUUAGUUACAUUUUGAGUAAUAGUGUUUCAUGUGUAGUUGAAAACAUAUACUUGUUAAUUGUUAGUAUUUUCUUUCUGUCAUUUUACAGCAUGUUCUUUUUUAAACUGUUACUAUUAAUUGCUUGGCAAUUUCCUUACAUUUAGGUGCAUACUUAGAUUUUAUCAAAGCAAUAUUCUUACAUAGAUUUUAUAUUUUGUAGUUUUAGUAUAUAUGUUCUUCCAAAAAGUUUUCUAUGUAUGAUUAUUUAUACAGUGUGUGUGUGUGUGUGUGUGUGUGUUUGUGUGUGUGUGUGUGUGUGUGUGUGUGUGUGUGCGCGCGCGCGCGUGCGCGCACGCACAUGCCAUUAGCACAAGUGUAGAGCUCAGUGGACAAGAUUCAAGCUUGUCUUCCCUGCCAGGCUUCCUCAGCAAGCACUUUUUCUCAUUGAGUCUCAUCACCAGCCCCAAAUGUAAUUUUUGAACUAUUGUUGUUGGGGGGUUGUUUGUUUGUUUGUUUAUUGAGACAUUGUCUUUCUACAUAGCUCUGACUUUCCACAAAUUUACUAUGGAAACUAGGCAGGCCUCAAACUCACAGAGAUCUGCCAGCCUCCAACUCCCAAAUGCUGGGAUUAGAAAUGUAUGUGACACCAUACCUGGCUGACUUUUGUACACUUUUUUCUAAGUAUUUUAAAGAAUGUUAACUUCCCCAUUAACUCAGAAGGCACCUUCAUAUUCAACAUAGUUUAAAAUUGUAUAUUUUUUUUUUGUCUUUUGUUUUGUUUGGGGAUUUUUUUUGAAGCAGGGUUUCUCUGUAUAACAGGCCUGGCUAUCUCAGAACUCACUUUGUAGACCAGGCUGGCCUCGAAUUCACACCUAGAUUAAAAUUGUAUAUGUUUACAAGUUAAAACCCAUUGUCAUGUUCAUCGAUUUGAAACUGGUUUUAUUUUAUGCUUACAUUGUUAAGCUUUUAUUAUAGAUUUUUCUUUGCUAGUUAAAACAAGAUGUAUAUACCAGGCUGAUAUAAGUGGUUCUCUGGACAAAAAUGAGCAAGAUCAUACAUACCAUUUAUCUCAAUAAAAUGUAGUGAAUUCUAGUGAAUCUUUUCCAUUAAGAUUAAUUAUAGUGUUAUUCCUUGUUAGAUGCAAUUUCUAACCUGCUUGAUACUUGUUUUAGAUGAAUUGAAUACACUUUAAUGUAGUCUGGGGUUUCUAUUUGUUAAAAGUACUUUGUGGUUGAAUAUAGUUCUGUCUUUUGUAAUUGUGGUAAUUGUCUCACCUGGAAGGUUGUGAUAUAGUGAGAGAAAGUAGUAAUUCAUAAGUACGAGUUAAUCUCAUUUUAAAAGAGUGGAAGUUUUGUUCAUUUUCAUGAUUCAGAUUAUGUUUGAAUUUUCAGGCGAUAUUCAGGAUGUUACUAUUUUAAUAUAUCCUAGUUACUGGGGAGCAUGUCCUACUUUUGCAAGUAUCACUUUUCUAGGAAUUGCUUUUCCCUGUUUUACUUGCUAUCUACUAGGUAUUUCAUUAAAAUGUAUUGAACUCAGCUGGGCGUUGGUGGUCCACGCCUUUAAUCUGAGCACUCAGGAGGCAGAGGCAGGCGGAUCUCUGUGAGUUCAAGACCAGCCUGGUCUACAAGAGCUAGUUCCAGGAAAGCCUCCAAAGCCACAGAGAAACCCUAUCUUGAAAAAAAAAAAUGUAUUGAACUCUUUUCCAUUAAUAUCAAUGCUUCCUUGAUUCCGUAAGAUUGCAUCCUUUUAAAUCAUGGCAUGACCCGUCCAGCAGGUCCGGUUAUUCCAGGAUCUGAAGAGGUACUGCCUGAAUCAUGGGUGAGAGAAAGAAAGGAGACCAAGCAAGAUUCUGUUGUCAGGUCUCACUUUAUUGAGGGAAUAAUAAGACUUAUAUAGGGAUGUGGCAAGGAGGGAAUGUAGAGGGAGGGAGUGAGGAGGAAGAAGGGAGCAAGGCCACUGGCGGUUGAGCUCCCUGGAUGGACCGCAGGGCCACAUGGAGGAGGAACUGAGGAGGGAGCAGGGAGUUAGUGCACCUGGCGUUUUGCAUUAGGCUAUCUAAAAAAUGCCUGUUGCCUAAAAGCCUUCUAUGUUUCUUGUCCUCGGAGCUGCUUAUCUCUUCCAGGAAUAGAACAGCUAGGGGCAGCAAUUGCCAGGUGGCAAGUUCUUCAAGGACCUGUAGUUUUCCACUGCUCUGAAUGGCCCCUUAACUUAUGGCUCCCAACAAUGGCAAGUGGGAAAAAGUGAAGAUUUAUAUUUAAUACAUCUAAACUGGUGAAUAUUAGCCUACAUGUUACUUUGCCAUAGUUACUUAGGGUAAGGUUUGUUAAAACCAUCAAGCCAUGUGUUUUUCAUUUGGGUGUAAUAGGCUAUGGAAUGCUUGCUAAGUGUAUUUGUAUGCAUGAUCAUCACAGUGCAUCACUAUUGCUGCCCCAAUCAUGAUACCAAAAAAAAAAUAUAACUCAGCAUAUUGCUAUGAGCAUGAGAUUAGGCAUUAAGAGCAUAUGCCCACUUAUUUUUGCUCUUUUGCUUUUCCCUUGUCAUGUUAUUUUUUUUAAAAAAAAGCUCAUGUCGUAAGUCAUUUAACUUUCUUAUGUCAAUGAACAUACCUAAGUCCAUUCAGUUAGAUGUCUUAAAAUCUAAUCUCCUUUAUGACUACAAAACUAGAAGUAUGUAUAUAUGAGUUUUCCCAAUAGAUGCCUAGUAAUGGACAGAAACAGCACCAUUGUUUCAAACAAGUUUGUGAUUCUCAGAAAAUAUGUAUUGGACUGUACUUUUCUAAUUUAUUUCACAUGUCAGCAUGGUAGAUUAGGAACUUUCAGAAUUAAGCAUGAAAUAUGUAGGUACCCUUUGUUGCCCACAGUUGUGGAAAAACUUAUUGUUGCAAUGCCUGGUGUUGAUAAUUUGAAAAAUGUGAAGUUCUAUACAAAUGUUGAACCAAUAUUUAUAAGAUGGAAAUAAAGCUAGGGUUAGAAUUCAGUUUUAGAAUACGUGUCCAACAUUUUUUACUUUGGCUUUGAUCCCCACCACUGCCAAAACAAAGAGAAAGCAAAGAUCAAAAUAAAGGUUGUUGAUAAAAUUAAACUUUGUAAAUAUGA